This is a messenger RNA of Fundulus heteroclitus (mummichog), 5366 nucleotides long. Its product is annotated as nischarin. Lineage: Eukaryota; Metazoa; Chordata; Actinopteri; Cyprinodontiformes; Fundulidae. Gene Ontology annotation, cellular component: cytoplasm. Gene Ontology annotation, molecular function: protein kinase binding; phosphatidylinositol binding; integrin binding. The transcript has 28 exons. The coding region runs from base 144 to 4577 and encodes 1477 amino acids. The record is from RefSeq and is a predicted model, not a curated record.
CACCACAACAAACAUGGCGGCGGACUGAGGACGGAGGCGGACAUUCCGUGACGCGGUUUUAAUUAAGUGUCCAGAUUUUUUUUGUAUUUAUUUAUAUGAAACAAACGUUAUAAGUGGUUCGGUCCGGUUCUCCGCGUAUCAGGAUGGAGCCCGGCCCGUUUCCAGCGGAGGUUCCGGACAGGGAAGUGCGUGUGGUCGGUUCGGAGCUGGUGGAGAACUACACGGUCUACAUCAUCGAUGUAACAGACGGUCUGCACAGGUGGACGGUGAAGCACCGCUACAGCGACUUCUACGACCUCCACGAGAAGCUGACGGCGGAGAAGAAGGUGGACCGCCGUCUGCUUCCUCCUAAGAAGAUUUUGGGGAAGAACUCGAAGAGCCUGGUGGAGCGGCGGCAGAAGGAGCUGGAGCUCUACCUGCAAACGCUGCUUCAGCAGUUUCCAGAGGCCACGCCCACUCCGCUCGCCUGCUUCCUGCACUUUCACCUCUAUGAGAUCAAUGGCAUCACAGCAGCACUGGCCGAGGAGCUCUUCCACAAAGGUGAGCAGCUGCUGCAGGCAGGAGAAGUCUUUUCUCUCCGUCCCCUGCAGCUUCACGCCGUCUCCCAGCAGCUCCGACUGGCCAAACCCACCUGCUGCACCGGAGACGCCAAAACCGACCUGGGACACAUCCUGGACUUCACCUGCAGGCUGCGCUACCUGAAGAUUUCAGGGACCAGAGGUCCGGUGGGGACCAGUAGCAUCCAGGAGAACGAGCUCUCCUUCGACCUGUCUGUCUUCAAAUCGCUGCUCCAGAUUGAGAUCAGCGACUGCAGCUCCCAGCAGGUGCGAGGUUUGCCGUCGCUGAGGUCCAGCCUGGUCACGCUGAGCAUCCACCGCUCCACAGAGUCCAUGCUGGCCAUCCUCGUCCCAGAGGCCAGCGAGUUCUCGCAGUGGGAGCCCGAGGGGGCGGAGUCCGGGUGUCCCGUCACCGCCGUCGUUCCCGUGUGGAGACACCUGACCACGCUGGACAUGAGCCACAACUGCAUCGCCGCCAUCGACGGCUCGGUGAGGCUGAUCCCCAAGGUGGAGUUCCUGGACCUGAGCUACAACCAGCUGUCGUCUGUGGAGAACCUGCAGCACCUCUACAACCUGGUCCACCUGGACCUGUCCUAUAACAGCCUCCGGACGCUGGAGGCGGCUCACACCCGUCUGGGGAACAUCAAGACUCUGAGCCUGGCUGGAAACCAGCUGGAGAACCUGACCGGCCUCUCCAAGCUCUACUCUCUGGUCAACCUGGACCUCAGCCACAACCAGCUGGCCCAGCUGGAGGAAAUCAGGAACAUCGGCGCUCUUCCCUGUUUGGAGAAGCUCAACCUUUCCAGUAACCCCAUCUGCAUCGUUCCCGACUACAGAACCAAAGUCCUGGCCCAGUUUGGAGACCGUGCAGCAGAGGUCUGCCUGGACUGCAAAGCGACAACGGAGAAGGAGCUGGACACGGUGGAGGUGCUGAAAGCCAUUCAGAAAGCCAAAGAGGCCAAAGACCGCAUGAGCCACAGCGACAGAAAGAUCGGUGAGGACUCCAGACCUCCUGCUGCUCCUCCUGCCUCCUCCUCCUCCUCUUUGCCCUGUCUGGCCCAGCAGGCUGCCUGCCCCAGCCAAGAAGUGACCAGCAGAGAAGAAGCCCCCGAACCCCCGACUGUUCUCCCCCCUGUGGACGCUGCACCCCCCCCUGAGAGCUUUAACACCAACGCACACCUCCCGUCUGCCGAACCUGCUCAGGUAAAACAUUCUGUACCCAAUCUUUCUGAACCUUCGCCAUGUGAAGCCCAGACGUCUAACACAGCUUCUUCUUCUGCAGACACCUGCUGCAGCUGCUCCUCUUCCUCCUCCAGCCGCCCUGAAGUCCGCUGCUCCUCCUGCAGCGCCACCUGCUGUCCUCUACUUCCAUCUCCUCUUUUCUCCCUGUCCUCCUCCAACAAAGACUUCAUUACCCAGCUCUCCCGGUGGCUCAGCUCUGCCCUGGAGGAGCAGAAGCCAAAGAGGAGAGAGGAAGAGGAGGAGGAGGAGGAGCAGAGGUCCGAGCCCAGAGACGUUCCGGCUCCUGUGGAGGGAACUGAUGUCAGCAGUCACAGUCCGAGCUCCAGGGACGGCUACUUUGAGAUGGGCCUGGAUGACUCUGGGGAGGAGGUGGUGGGCUCCUCCCCCUCCUCGCUGCCGGGCUCCUCCCCCUCCUCGCUGCCGGCUCCUGCGGUGGAGGGGGGGGAGCCUGGCGAGGAGAAGGCGGAGGUCCGGGUCCGCAGAGUUCUGUGGUGCUGCUGUGUUCUGGUCGGUGGAGAGGUGAAGCAGAGGGAGGCGUGUCUGGUGCUGACUGACCGGCUGCUGGUGCUGCUCUGGUGGUCACCUGACUGCCUGUCAGCCAAUCAGGAAAGAGGCCCGGAGCAGAGCCCAGCCGUGGAGGAGGUUCUGUCGGGCCUUCAGGUGGACCUCCUGACUCCGUACUCCCAGGUUCUGCUGACCCGGCAGGCCGAGCUUCCUGCUUCCUGUCUCUCCUUCGGCACCAAAGCCUCUCAGACCCGCUGGUUCCUCUUCGCUGAGGCCGACCAGCUCCGGCAGACCAGAACCGAGCUGAGCGGCCUGCUCCAGGACCCUCAGAGUCCGCCGGAGCCCCACGGAGCUCCUCAGCUGCUGCCUCCCUCGCUCCUCAACUCCUGGGAGGUGGAGGAGAGUCAGGGAGCCCAGGGAGGGUUUCCUGCCCACGUCCUCUGCUCCUCCUCCUCCUCGGCUCCGUCGGGCGCCCCCCCGCUCCUCGCCGAUGUCGGGUCAGAGGAGCCGGGCCUCCUGUCGCUCCUCUUCCUCACACGCAGACACCUGUGGGUGCUGCGGAUGGACUUCAGGGAGCUGCUGAGCGAACAGAGCCCCGCCGUCCCUCAGGCCUCCUGGUGCAGGCUGCUCCGUCUGCCCCUCGCCUCGCUGCUCCCUCUCUCUCCGCCCGGACACGGAGCCGACCUCGCCUCCUGCUCCGACCUCGCCUCCUGCUCCGACCUCGCCUCCUGCUCCGACCCGCACCACCGCCUCAGGAGUCGGCAUUCGGUGGACCUGCUGGCUGCUGGGCAGAAGCUGCUGCUGCUCUUCCCUCUGGCCCAGGACAGGAGCUCCUUCCUGGGGGAGCUGAGGCGAAGGAGAGCCUCUCUGGAGGGGCUGAAGAUGGUGGCGCUGCCCCGACCCUGCAGGCCCUGCCCGGCCCGACCUGGACCAGGCUGCUGCAGGUCCAGAGAUCCACGCCACCAUCGCCAUCGCUGCUGCUGCUGCUGCUGCAGCGACAGGAAGCCGCAGCGUUCCAGCAGUCUCUGGAGCUGCGACCCGAUGAAGCUGCAGGCCGAGGAGAACCAGCCGUCCCCCCACCUGCUGCCGGGUCUGUCCCCCGGACUGAAGCUGCUGGCCGGACUCGGAGGACAGCAGCUGCUGACCUACUUCAGCAGACAUGUGGCUCUGAACCAGUCUGAGGCGGAGGACCUGAGGCACGUCCUCUGGCUCUCCGUGGUUCUCUACACGGCUCCUGAAAGCGAGCUCACCUGCUGCCUGCUGCUCUCCACGGACUCCAUCUACUUCCUGCUGGAGGACGCCGCCUCGGCGCCGGCUCCAGUGAUGGACGCGUCCACCUCUGUGGACCCAGAGACGAGUCUGUGCUGCUGCCUGAGCAUCAGGCUGUCUGAGCUGCAGGCCGUCAACGUGGGGCUGUUCGACCAGUACUUCAGGGUAGUAGGACGCUCGGCCGAGCAGGUGGUGUGCUGCCUCAGCAGGGACAGCUACGGCACCGGCGUCUUCCUGCAGGAGCUGAUGUCGGCCCUCAGCCUGCAGCAGCAGCAGCUUCCCGCCCCGGAGCCGUCGGACCAGGACUUCUACUCCCAGUUCACCGGCACCGGCACCGGUAAGAUGCAGAACUACGAGCUGAUCCACAGCAGCAAGGUGAAGUUCAUUUAUCCCAGCGAGGAGGAGAUGGGAGACCUGACCUUCAUCGUGGCAGAGAGGAAGACCUCGGCCAGCACAGCAUCCUCAUCCUCCAGCUGCUGCAGCAUCCUGCUCUACCUGCUGGUGUUUCAGGUGCAGAUCCCGGGUCAGUGUCCCGCCUCCAGUCCGGCCGCCGACCCGUCUCCGGUCCUGCAGCCCCGGACUCUGAUCCUCACCGGCACCGACGUCUUCCUGCUGGACGAGGACUACGUCAGCUACCCUCUGCCGGACUUCGCAAAGGAGCCUCCGUCCAGAGAGCGCUACCAGCUCUGCGAGGCCCGGAGGAUCCGGGAUCUGGACCGGGUCCUGCUGGGCUACCAGACCUACCCGCAGGCCCUGACGCUGGUCUUCGAUGACCUGCCGGGCCCCGACCUGCUCUGCCACCUCACCAUGGACCACUUCGCCGCCGCCGCCGCCGGGGAGGAGGCCCCGCCCAGAGGGGGCGUGGCCAGCCGAGGCGCCGAAGGCGAGGUGCAGUGGUGCGUCUUCGUCCCGGGCGCCGACAGCAGGGAGCGGCUGAUCUCGCUCCUCGCCCGCCAGUGGGAGGCGCUGUGCAGCCGCGAGCUUCCCGUCGAGCUCACCGGCUGAUUGGACGACGGGGAGGGAACCGGCGUCUGGAUCCUGACGGCACCGAGCCGCCCGCAGGCGACCCGGCUCGUAGUUUUAGGCGUUUUUAGGCCUUAAACUAAAUACCUGCUGCUGGAAAGCAUGGAGGGUUGAGAGCUGCAGGUUUUUAAGAACAGCAAAAGAAACAGUUACCGGCGCUGCACUGCAGGGGGCGCUGCAGCGCGUCCACAGGAGUUCAGCCAUGAAUAUUUAGGUUGGUGUGACUUUGAAGAGCUUCGCUCAGCACAAAUACCGGGUUAGGGGCGAGCUGCUUGGUCCACAGACCUGCUUCAGACCAAAAGCUGCUUUCAUGUUACAGAGUUCUGCUGCAGACGGCCCGGUUCUGCUGCAGGCGGCCCGGUUCUGCUGCAGGCGGCCCGGUUCUGCUGCAGACAGCCCGGUUCUGCUGCAGACGGCGUCUCUAGAAGUAUAUCAGCACACGGACUCACACGAGUUGCUUGGCACAAUCUACAUUUUAAGUCUUGCACAUUCUAACAGACUGAGCAGUAUUAACUUCUGAAGCUUUUUAUUGAUUAACUUAUCCGGGUCGUUGCUUUAUGACGGACACGAUGUUUUCCACCCUUAAACUCAACUUUGUGGGGAAAAAUGAGGUUUUCUGACAUUUCCAGCAUGAACUCCUAAAUACUACAGCUGCUGUUGUCACAGUGUUAUUUUUUAUAUCUAUUAACGCACAUUAUGAGCGUUUUCCACGUUGUUGUUCCCCCGGCUGACAGGAGAACGCCUCCGCAUUAAAGAGAAACUGAAACCGUC